This is a messenger RNA of Osmerus eperlanus (European smelt), 1874 nucleotides long. RefSeq names its product eukaryotic translation initiation factor 3 subunit A-like. The transcript is spliced from 5 exons. The record is from RefSeq and is a predicted model, not a curated record. Lineage: Eukaryota; Metazoa; Chordata; Actinopteri; Osmeriformes; Osmeridae. Bases 215 to 1369 code for a protein of 384 amino acids.
UACUGAUGAAAACCAGAAAAAAUGAUAUUCGAGGAACAGGAAAUGAAACUCAAGCAUAAAGAAGAGGAAGGAAAACAACUAAAGGGAGAAUUUGUUAGCAUCCCAGCCAUUAUACAGUUUUACACUUACAACGCUGCUAAUGCUAAACAGCUUACAUCAUCUGCUGGUCUUUAACUAGUCAGUUAGCCUAGUUCAACACAUUUUAAAUAAAACUAUGACUUCUCUGGCCUUAAACCAGAAGGACUCUCAUGCAAUUGAAUCAGCUGUCAGAAGUGCCAUUGAAAUGGUAGUGAAUGUGCUAUAUAGAGUGAAUAGUGAAAAAAUGCAAGAAUAUCACAAACAUAUGACAGAGAAGCACAAAGAAAACCAAAAACUCCGGAAUGAGGUGAAAGUAGCGGAAAAGGAGUUGGAAAUAAUACGAAGACAUGCCAAGAAUCUAGAAGACUUAUUUAGACAUUCUGAUCGUCCUUAUGACAAUCAAAACCCCAGUGGAAGUUCGAGAAGUACAAGUAGUCCUCAGAGGCUUGUAGUUGAUGGCAAUGAGUCAACCAGCAUGGCUAACUGGCAAUCGCAAGGGUUCAACGACAUGACACCCAUUGCAUCAAUAACAGAGCUCCAGGGAGGUUCCAGCGAUUACCAGAACCCUUCCACCGAUGUCACAGAGGCCCCAGGCUUUUCAAAGAGUGUCCGAGGUUCCCUGUCCCCAUCAUCUGUCCCUCUCCCUACCGUGGUGGUAAAAGAAGAACCAUCUGACAUGGAUGCCGUUUACAUCAAAUGGGAGAUGAGUGAGCAGAGUCUUGAGAGCCAACAUGAGGACCUAGCCCUAAUUGAGGACUCUCUUGAAGGAGAGUGUGGCCUCAGCAAGGAGAAUGGCUCUUUAUCACAGCUCAGUGUGGCGUCUGUGGACAUGGGGAACCCUAGGAGAUACUACUGGAACUCUUCUACACGGCAGAUACAGGAUGAGAUGUCUCCUGCGAUAAAAAAACAGAUUAUGGAUCAGAGAAAGAAAAAGGUACGACAACAGUAUAGUAAAAGGAUGAAAGAGAAAAUCUACACAGACCCCGAGAGACUGCAGGCCUACAGGGAGAGAGAGAGACGCAGGUAUCAUCAGCGCAAGAAGCUGAUAGCAGAUUUACCUGAGGAGACUCAGAGACUGAGGAGGGAGGCUUGGAGGGCGGCUGCCUCUCGCUACCGUGCCCGGAAAACAUCUCAUGGUUUCCAGACAGACCCCACUCAUCCUUGCAACCUCCCCCAGAAUACAGAGCCCCCUGAGGGGACCUGGGGAGGCGGCAGGGCGGGGCCACCGGAGGAGCAGUGGAGGACGGCGUAUGUCGAUCAUUUGCAAGAUCAUGAAACACACUGCAGUUGACCGUGUGUUAUGUACUGUACAUAUUGACCUGUGAAUGCUUGUUGUUUGUCAAGCUGUGUAAACAAUCUCUGCCAACCGUUGACUAAUCGGGGACAUGUAUAAUUGUUGAAACGAAUAAUUGUUACUUUUAACCUCAGAGACUUCAGUACACACUGGAAGCAGAUAAUACAGUAGUACCAUUAAGCAAUGAAGUACAUAUUGCAUGUUUUUAAUGUUUAAAUAAUAGUGUAAAUACCUUUGAUAUUCCUGCACAUCCAACUGUUAUAAAGUCUCAUCUAGAACUAUCCAUAAUGAUUAAAUAAUGUUUAUGAAAGUGUAUGAAGUUUAUGUACUGAAGUUCAUGGAAAACCUAUUGCCAGAUGCACACAUCAUAUUCUACCAUAUCCUGAAACAUACUGUACCACAACAUUAGGUAUUGUGAUAUAAUAUAGUUUUUUUGUGACUUAUUAUUUAUUAUUUUAGGAUUGCUGUUACCAAUAAAGCAUUUUCUAUACUCUUAAGUGCA